AUGUCGGACAGUUCGACCACCAGCUCCGCCUCCUCAUUCAGACCAAGGUAUAGAUUCGCUCGAAGCGAGCCUACCUAUCGCAACACCUCAACUACGCAGCGUCCAAAGCGCGGUAUAUCCCUCCACUUCGAUAAACCGCAAGAUUAUCCUCAAACUCUCCUAUCUCCAGAACGCAUCAGAUACCUGCGCAGUCUGCCCGAGUUUCGCCAUUGGAACCAUCCUCUGGCUGGACGCCGGGCUAUGAACGACGACAUCUGGUUUCUCCAGACCGGUGUAGCCAGCCUGAAUCACCUACUAAAGAGGGGUCCUGUUGCGUUCCAUCUCCAGACAAAGCAGGAACAGGCACGCACUCUCGCAAACUUCCGCAGGAAUGAGAGGAGUCGCACUAUGAAGCAGCAGGAGAAGGCAGAUACUACGACCCCCGAUCAAAGCACGGAUGAAGAAUACCCCGUAGCCUCGCUCCAGGCCUUGCAGAACGCGAUCAAGCACUACGAGCGGCAGAUCUACCAAGCCAGACGCGAGAUCGCACGACGCACGUACGACACUUCACCGCACAGCACCUCACCCGAGCACGGCUCCAGCACCUGGAACACGAUCCUCCGCGCCGCCUGCGCCCCGUCUCUCUCCACCCGCGGCGCCAUACCCAUCUCCGAGCCCCCUCCCUGCAUCUUCCCCUGCCUCACCACCCUCACCAACAUCCUGCCCGACACAGACUUCAUGGCCACGCUGCCCGAAUUUGCGCACUGGAGCGACCCGCAGGCUAGAGCCCAGGACACGGAUAUGGUCGUCUGCGGCCGCGUGUCGCUCCCCUACUUGUUUCUGCGUGGUCCGAUGCUGCCCCCGUGGUACGUGGAUGCGGAUCCCGCGGCGGAGGGGCCGCGGGAUGCACACAGGAUACUGGGGCGCUUGCCGCACAAUUGGGCGCAGUACGACAGCGUGAUAGGCGAGGUGGCUGCAGAUAUCCGCGAGCUCGCGCGCCAUGCGGCGGGGCUGUGGCGGGAGCAUGGCGGCAUGGAGGGGUCCCCGGGCUCGUGGUCGUGUGGAGUGUUUCUCCCGCGCCGGCUGCCUCCUCUGGAUGAGACGUCAGAUAAGGACGAGCAGGGGGUGUGGGGGAGCCAGAAGACUGCGUCGGUACGCAAGCCCACUGCGGUUCCGGCGGAGCUGGACACUGUCUGCGUUGUCUUUCCUGAGCUGACGUCGCCCAGUGCAAGCACCCCGUAUCAGCCGCCAACGUACGCGGGCCCCAGCACAACCACAAGAGCAGGACCCAGCAGAACUACAAAAGCAGGAUCCAGCACCACCGCAAAGGCGAGGCUCAAUACCACUAAACCACCAGCCCCCAGUUCCGCCCCGCCCACCACUGAGCUCUCCUCCCCCCUACCCCCAGCCCCCACGCCACCCCCCAACCGCACAGCAGAAGUCAUCUCCCUCUCCACCACCGACGACGGCGCGACGGACGACGAAGCCGACAGCUCAUCCUACGGCGCAACCAGCGAGUCAGCAGGAGGCGUACCCAUCCCGUCCGCCAAACCCGCGACCAACGAACCCUUCCACAUCACCGAGCUCGAGCGUCUGCGUCUCGACACCCAGGCGCUGGAGGAAUUUGCGCAGGAGUUCCGGGCGCAGUAUGAGAGUGCGCGGGGUGCGGCGGGUGAGGGCGAGGGAGAGGGGAAGGGGAAGGGCAAGGAGGUCGUCAGGGACGUGUGA
This is a messenger RNA of Boeremia exigua, 1707 nucleotides long. RefSeq lists its product as uncharacterized. Bases 1 to 1707 code for a protein of 568 amino acids. Lineage: Eukaryota; Fungi; Ascomycota; Dothideomycetes; Pleosporales; Didymellaceae. The transcript has a single exon. The record is from RefSeq and is a predicted model, not a curated record.